Schizosaccharomyces cryophilus OY26 is the source of this 2550-nucleotide messenger RNA. RefSeq names its product hexaprenyldihydroxybenzoate methyltransferase Coq3. The transcript has a single exon. The record is from RefSeq and is a predicted model, not a curated record. Gene Ontology annotation, molecular function: 2-methoxy-6-polyprenyl-1,4-benzoquinol methyltransferase activity. Gene Ontology annotation, biological process: ubiquinone biosynthetic process. Lineage: Eukaryota; Fungi; Ascomycota; Schizosaccharomycetes; Schizosaccharomycetales; Schizosaccharomycetaceae. Bases 135 to 944 code for a protein of 269 amino acids.
UUGUCUCUCUAUAAGCUUAUAAUUUUGACUCGGCAGUCUACGCUAUUCUGAUUCUUCUAAGGAGAAGGAAAAUGAUACAACAAAGUGCAACAAUCAGUAGGUAAAUUGCUAAAAGGAAAUGAAGUAAGUAUACGAUGAUGAUGAAGUAUAAUCUUUUACGAUCAGGAUACAAAAGCUUUGAGCGGGGUCUGCUGGGCUCCUUGUCGCAACAGAGGAACCAUACAGUGUCGAAUCAAGAAAUCCAACAUUUUGAUGCAUUGGCGAAAACUUGGUGGGAUUGGGAUGGUGAGAGUCGACUGUUGCAUUUAAUGAAUCCCACUCGCAUCGACUUUAUGUCUCAAAUCAUACGCGAGAAAACCCCUUUUGCUGGAAAACAGGUUCUUGAUAUUGGAUGUGGAGGAGGGAUCCUUAGCGAAAGUAUGGCUCGUCUGGGUGCGAAUGUUACAGGUGUAGAUGCGUCAAAAAAAGCAUUAGAUGUAGCAAAAGAUCAUUCGGAAAAGGACCCUAAGAUCCGCGAUCGUCUCAAGUACAUCCAUGGACCCAUUGAAAAACAGAAUUUCGAUAAGCAGUUUAAUAUUGUUACUUGCAUGGAAGUAGUAGAGCAUGUUACGAAUCCCCGAGACUUUUUAGAAUCUUUAAUGAACCUGGUCAAGCCCAAUGGCUAUUUGAUGCUAUCUACCAUUUCGCGGACCUUCAUGGCUCGGGUUUUGACGAUCUUUUUAGCUGAAAAAGUACUCGGAAUUGUCCCCGACGGAACUCAUGAUUAUCAAAAAUAUAUUCGCCCAGAAGAGCUGGCAGAAUUCUUCCGUGAACACCAUUGGAAAGUAAAUGAUGUCCGUGGGGUAAUGUAUCAUCCUCUUCAGUCCAAAUGGAUCCUUGCAAAGCCGGGUGAUAGUUGCUUGCCCCCUUUAUGCAACUACAUGCUAUCUGCACAAAAGCCAUAACUACAUUCUUAUUCAUACCAUAUUAAAGAUACGUUUGUUUCUCUCUUUAUCGUAUUUUUUAUUAAAUUAUCAUUUUUGUGUCGUAAGAAUUGAAAAUGAGUCCGCGCUUAAAUGAAGGAAUAGAAUAUCAUAACACUUUUCCACUGCUUUUCACUGAGCAGUAUUUGGAGCUUCCAAUUGUUCUUCGUCGACGAAAUUCGGAAUCUCCUUCGAUGGCUGUAAAUAACUAGGUUGAUCUUGCGUUAUUUGGUCUCCGUUUAACGAAGCUUCCUGUUGUAAAGCUUCUAAUUCCGCAUCCAGUUCUUCUUCAUCUACAUCCACAUUCGCCAUGUUUUGCCCAAGAACGUCGUUGAAUUCAUCUGCCGUAUCCAUGUAAUCUUGAAUUUGAUCCUGCAGCUUUUCAAUUUUUUCUAUGGACAGACUUUUACUUUGCGCCUUCAUCUGUCGAGCUGUAUCCUGCAUCGUUUGAACAGUGGUCAUGGUAUUCUUCAUAGACUCGGUUGUCAUGGCCGCUUGCUCCAUAUUAAAAGACUGUUGUUGCAAUUGUUGUAAUUGAGCCUCAUACCUAGAAACGUGUUAGUGAAAGCUCCUUUUUUGCUAAUAAUUGUUACAUUUUCUUUUGUCGUAAUACACCCAUAGCGCGUUGUUUCAAAGUAGUUUGUCCUGGCCCAGGCCGAGUAUUUGCAAUCUUUUGUUGAAAUACAGACAAUUGGGAGUCUAAUUUUGAGAUCUUCACCUCAAGUGAAUCGCUUCGUUUAUCGAGCUAUACACCUUGUAAGCAGUUUUUUUCCAACUUUAAGCUCUUACCGAGUCAAUUGCAUCUGUUAAUGAAGGGCUCGUUCCAGCUGCUGGCUUUCUUCCAAAUAACCUGUGCAUCUCAAAGCAAGUCUAUUCUCCAUGAUGUAUUAGCAAAGGUCAAUUCAUAACGUUGGAACAAGUAAGAAUUCCACUUGGCAAAGGCUUUUCAAGUAUCCAUUGUCAAUCCGAUGAAAGCUAAAAAAGGAAUUAUAAAAGGAAAGAGCCCGAUGAACAAUGCGCUUUCUAGCAAACCCAAGCUAGCAGUUACACGCAAGUUUUCGUCCUUUCGGUAGGAUACCUGAAUCAAAAGUACCAUUCCUUUAAGAAUUCCUUUCUAUCGAUCUCAUUAGUAACUUACCGAAAAAUAAUGAAAUGAAUCCGCAAUACAAAUCCCAGGUCUAUUCCUAUGGUAAACCCGAUUUUGUUUCCAAGAUAAUGAACUGCAUUAUGGUAUGCUAGAUUUCGUUUUGGUUCACAAAACAGUAAACAAAUCAUUUUCUUCCAGGUUGCUUCGUUUGCUACACGAAGGUGAUACUUUAGGCUGUACGAACGUUUUGAAUGCUUGGUCGGUUGGCAUAGAUUUUUUAAGUACUUAGUUUGGUUUUUUACCCUCAUUACUUUCGAGAAAGGUUUUCUAAAAGGAGGGAGAAGUUUGUUACAUAGUUGUAACGUACGAUUUCAGCACUGAAAAAAGAUUGGUAGUCAAACCUUUUUUUUGGUCUCUUCCUACAAUUUACCAAUCCAUGGCUUUCAAGUGUUCAUUUUAUACUCAUUCAUAUGUUAUGAAAUUCUUUAGCUAUGGCACAGA